CAGGGAUCACCUGUGCUCCAUAGACCAUAAGGGCCGAAAUGCUAAAAUUCCGUCUGAAGUUAGUGUUAUUAUCCGUUAUCCGGUUAUCGUGAUGUAGUCGCGCACAGUCUCGGUCUCGGACAGGGCCGAAUCCUGGCCGUCACCUUCCGCAACAUGAACCAAUCUACAUUAUAAAUACCUACCGUACUCUGCCUCGAUUUAUCUUGAGUCAUGGGUGUGAUUGUGCCUGCAUGAUUUCUUAAUAACAUGCCCAUAGCGCUUUCGGCAACCACCUAAUCAAACCUCAUCAGGGUCCCCUGGUUCCCUCCACAACCAUGGCCAAAUCCGACGCAGAGAUAAGAAAGCGUAUCAUCACCCACAUGAACAAAGACCACUACGACAGCAUCAUCCGCUACGUCCAACACUACGCCCACUGCUCGCCCUUCCACGCCCGCAACGCCACCCUCACCGACAUCACCACCACCCACCUCACCAUCCAAUGCGGCACGCACACCUACCCGAUCCCGCUCACCCCUCCGCUCGGCUCCCUCUCCGAGGCGCGCCCCCGUCUCGUCGCCAUGAACCGCACCGCCACCGACCACCUCGGCCACUCCGCCGUCACCGUCAAGCAGUGGGUCCCGCCGCUGGGGGUCUACGCUGCGACGUUCCUGAUGUGCGUGCUGGGGUUUUUCGUGCUGUCGCGGGACGCGCACAUGGCGCCGGGGAGCUGGGCGUAUGAGUAUGGGUUGAAAUAUGGGGGGGAUGCGUUCACGGGGUGGUUGAGGCGGUAUCGGGGGGUGGGAUUCGGGUUGAUGUUGGCGAUUCAUGCGACGGAGGCGAUGGUGAUGGCGAGGGGGAAAAUGGUGAGGCAUGCGGUGCCGGUGGGGAGCGGGUUGUGGUGGAAGUGGGUGGGGGGGACGUUUGUGGAUGGGGUGUGUAGCUUUCACAGGUUUGAUGCGCUGGUGGCGCGGAGAGAAAAAGAGAUGGGGAAGAAGGGGCAUUUGGUAGGCGGGGUGGAGAGCGGAAGGAGUUAG
Eremomyces bilateralis CBS 781.70 is the source of this 1013-nucleotide messenger RNA. Its product is annotated as integral membrane protein-like protein. The transcript is spliced from 2 exons. The record is from RefSeq and is a predicted model, not a curated record. Bases 315 to 1013 code for a protein of 232 amino acids. Lineage: Eukaryota; Fungi; Ascomycota; Dothideomycetes; Eremomycetales; Eremomycetaceae.